AUGGAACCAUUCGAUCAAACAUUGGUUAAAGACUUUUUUACAUUGUUCUAUGAAACAACAGAGUUAUGUCUUCGUUCGAAUAAUGAUCUUUGUAAUUUAUCGUCUAACGAUCGUUCAGUUCUAUUUCGAAUUGGUGCUGAUUGUAUAACUUGUUUUGGUGGAGCAUUUUCUAUAUGUCAAUAUCAAUUAAACACUUGUCAAUCUUUCUUAAACAUGCUUCAUACAAUAUGUAGAGAAAAAAGUGUUGCUGUUACUUUGAAUUCAAUAAAGCUUGUAGAUACUGAUAUUGCAUUCGCUAAAAUGGCAGGUUUAUUAUUAGUAUUCUCUAAUAAUACUUGUAUAUUUUCAUCAACAACACCAUCAGAUCAUGUAAAUGCUAGUGUAAUGUUACAGGUUCAAAAUAAAUAUGCAGAAGUAACAUGGAAAUAUCUUUUAUAUAGAUAUGGCUAUUAUCAUGCUGUUCAAAGAUUUAUGUAUUUAAUUCAGUUUCUUUUAACUCUUACUCAAACAAUAUCUCAUAUUCAAAGUAUUCGAUCACAUGUUAAUGAUAUUGAAUCAAUUGUUGAGAAUACUGAAUUGGCACUUAUUUUAGAUGAUACUGAUCAGAUCAAUGAAACGACAGAUCAUUAA
Rotaria sordida is the source of this 630-nucleotide messenger RNA. Lineage: Eukaryota; Metazoa; Rotifera; Eurotatoria; Philodinida; Philodinidae. The record is from the annotation of a GenBank genome assembly.